Euleptes europaea (tarantolino) is the source of this 3192-nucleotide messenger RNA. RefSeq names its product netrin G1 (gene NTNG1). NCBI's taxonomy places the organism in Eukaryota, Metazoa, Chordata, Lepidosauria, Squamata, Sphaerodactylidae. The transcript has 9 exons. Bases 381 to 2132 code for a protein of 583 amino acids. Gene Ontology annotation, molecular function: cell-cell adhesion mediator activity. The record is from RefSeq and is a predicted model, not a curated record.
CUGGCUGUUCUUCAUGAGUCGGGAAGAAGGAGGAUCACUCAGGGUUAUCGACAGCGGAGCUGAGGACUGGCAACAUUGCUGAAUUGUCAUCUGCUUUUGGACAUUAUUUACAUGCACGAUUUUUUAAAAGCCCUGCUAGAUACUUUUUAAGAAAAGGAACUUGCUUCAAGGUUUCUCUCAGCAACAUCUCUUCAGAUAUGCUAGGCACCCACCAAAGUUUCCACCUGUAUAAAGAAACCGCUGUAAUCUAAUUCUUCCUGUCUGGUUUGGAACACGUGUCACAAUAACUUCAGUCCCCCAUGUACAUAUAUGUACAGUACUGACUGCAUUUAGGUCUCUACUGAUUACAGCUAUCGAGGCACAUUGUGAAGGAUUUAGAGAUGUAUUUGUCAAGAUUCUUGUCACUUCAUGCCCUUUGGGUUACUGUGUCUUCAGUCAUGCAGCACUAUCCUUCAGUGUGGGGACAUUAUGAUGUAUGUAAGACCCAGAUUUACACAGAGGAUGGGAAAUUUUGGGAUUACACGGCCUGUCAGCCAGAAGCCAUAGAUAUGAUGAGAUAUGUGAAAGUAAACUUGGAUCCUCCUGAUAUAACAUGUGGAAAUCCGCCUGAGAACGUCUGUGGAAUGGGGAACCCCUAUAUGUGCAAUGAAUGUGAUGCAGCCAUAGAUGAACUGGCACAUCCGCCUGAACUGAUGUUUGAUGUUGAAGGAAGGCAUCCUUAUACCUUUUGGCAGUCUACUACAUGGAAAGAUUACCCAAAGCCUCUCCAGGUUAAUAUAACUCUCUCUUGGAACAAAACUAUCGAACUAACAGACAACAUAGUAAUCACCUUUGAAUCCAGCCGUCCAGACCAAAUGAUCCUAGAGAAAUCGCUUGACUAUGGUCGAACAUGGCAGCCCUACCAAUAUUAUGCUACAGACUGUUUAAACGCUUUCAAUAUGGAACCAAAAACAGUGAGGGAUUUAUCCCAACACACAGUCCUUGAAAUCAUUUGCACAGAAGAAUAUUCUACGGGGUACAUGUCAAACAGUAAAAUCAUCCAUUUUGAGAUUAAGGAUAGAUUUGCAUUUUUCGCUGGGCCCCGACUUCAUAAUAUGGCUUCCUUGUAUGGCCAGCUUGACACAACCAAGAACCUAAGAGAUUUCUUUACUGUCACAGACUUGAGGAUAAGACUGCUCAGGCCAGCAACUGGGGAAAUAUAUGUAGAUACUGAUCAUCUGACCCGAUACUUUUAUGCAAUCUCAGAUAUAAAAGUAGUUGGAAGAUGCAAGUGUAACCUACAUGCCACUGGCUGCAAAGAAGAAAACAAAAAAUUAUUAUGCGAAUGUGAGCACAAUACAACAGGCCCGGACUGUGGGAAAUGCAAAAAGAACUAUCAGGGCCGACCUUGGAGUCCCGGCUCAUAUCUACCCAUUCCAAAGGGCACAGCAAAUAUCUGUAUUCCCAGUAUAUCCAGCAUUGGUACUCCUCCAAAGUUUGAUAGGAUAUUGCCGAAUAUAUCUUCCCUUGGGGUUUCUAACCCAAAUCAAGUUGGUCCAAAAUUAUCUUUGUCUACUGUUUCUUCUAUUCAAGUUGCAAACCACAAGAGAGACUGUGAAUGCUUCCGCCACUCCAACCGGUGCACUUACAUCGAACUGCUCAGUACAGUCGUUUGUGUGAGCUGUAAACACAAGACUAGAGGGCAGCACUGUGAGUUGUGCAGGCUGGGCUACUUCAGAAAUGCUUCUGCAGAGCUGGACGAUGAGAAUGUAUGCAUAGAAUGUAAUUGUAACCCUAUUGGCUCAGUCGGUGAUCGCUGUAAUGAAAAAGGAAUUUGUCAGUGUAAGGAGGGAACUACAGGGCCUAAGUGUGAUAAGUGUCUCCCGGGAUAUAACUGGCACAUCCAGGGUUGCCAAUCAAACGUGUGUGACAAUGAACUUCAGAUUUGCCAGAAUGGAGGAACUUGCCACAACAACGUACGCUGCCUCUGCCUUCCCAGCUACACUGGAGUAUUGUGUGAGAAGCUGAGUUGUGAAAAGGAUUCGCAAAGCUGCAGUCAAGGCUCCAAGAAUGGGGCAGUAUCAUUACAACCACUGGGACUUCUAUUACCCCUGGUUGCUCUAUUAGGAUUAAGUGAGCUUUUUGUAUUCUAGGCUAUGCAGCUAUGGAGGCAUCGUCUUUAGACUGCUUUAAAAGGAAUGUGCCACAAGAAAGGAAAGAAAGGAAAAUUACAACAGCAGCAGCAGCAACAGCAAGCAUUUGCUAAUAAAUCUUUUUUUUAAAAAUUAAAAGGGGGGAAAGUAAAAUCUCCACAUAUAUAGACUGGAAAGGCCUAACAGAACUAAGCCAUAUCUAUCCAUUGUGGACAACACAGCGAGUCAAGACUGUUAUUUUCUGAGUCCAGUUCAGUGAGCAGCUGUCAAUACUAUUACUGCUAAUCACGAUGCCGGCUGCAGACUCUUACACAGGAUCAAAAAAGGCUUUGAGGACCCCAUGGAUGGGAACACAAAAAAUACCCCCACGAAACCUUGCUCCUCCAAUCUGGUGUACGACUGUACCUCUUCCCAGUGUGUGGACCAACCAAAUAGAGGCAUUCUUUGCUGUCAGUGCUUUGUGGGUAUAAGGAAAUCAGUUUCAAAGCUGCCAUAUUGGCCUGCUUCAACCCCCGAAUCCCCUUCCAACUGUGCUUUAGUGAACGUUACUCUGUAACCCUUGUUGGUUGAAGAUUUCUUUGUCUGAUGUUAGUAAUGCACAUGUGUCCCUCCUCAAUAAAUCUCAAGCCAGUCAUACCCUUGUAUAUCUUAGAUGCACUGCAUCAGUUUGAUACGGUGUUCACCUAUUGUACAAGAGUGGCUAUAGGACAAAAAAGAGUGUAUUUAUCCUUUUGUAUUCAAAUGAAGUUAUUUUUCUUGACUAAUGUAAUACGUAGAUUUUUGUAUUAUUGCCAAUUUGUGUUAACAGACAGUUUAUUAAUGUACUUUAAUCCUAAUCUGGUAAAGGGGGAAGUUAUGUUUUAUUUUAUCUUUAUUUAUGCUUUUGCUUUUCAUUUAAUUGUGCAGAGAUUUCUCUGUAUGGGCAACGUGCUGGCAUCAAAGAAUAUCAGUUUACAUAUUAUAGCAAGUGUAAUAAGAUUCCACCAAAGGACAUUCUAAAUGUUUUCUUGUUGCUUUAACACUGGAAGAUUUAAGAAAAUAAAAAUUCCUGCGUAAACUA